Uncinocarpus reesii 1704 is the source of this 1164-nucleotide messenger RNA. Its product is annotated as ptc2 protein. The transcript is spliced from 7 exons. Gene Ontology annotation, biological process: protein dephosphorylation. NCBI's taxonomy places the organism in Eukaryota, Fungi, Ascomycota, Eurotiomycetes, Onygenales, Onygenaceae. The record is from RefSeq and is a predicted model, not a curated record. The coding region runs from base 1 to 1164 and encodes 387 amino acids. Gene Ontology annotation, molecular function: cation binding; protein serine/threonine phosphatase activity.
AUGGGACAGACUUUAAGUGAACCGGUGGUUGAGAAGAUCUCCGAGGAAGGAUGUGACGAGUGCGUGAUCUACGGCCUCUCUGCCAUGCAGGGAUGGCGCGUCAGCAUGGAGGAUGCCCAUUCUGCUGUGCUUGACCUUCAAGGCGCAUAUCUAAACAAAGACAAUCAUGCAACGAACCCCAGCAAACGUAUGGCUUUCUUUGGCGUCUUCGACGGGCAUGGCGGGGAGCAGAUGGCUUUGUAUGCAGGGCAGAACGUGUCAAGGAUUGUUGCAGCGCAGGAGGCGUUUGCUCGCGGUGACAUAGAACAAGCCCUGAAAGACGGGUUUCUGGCAACCGACCGAGCUGUUCUGGAGGACCCCAAACACGAAGAAGAAGUCUCUGGCUGUACCGCGGCUGUCGCUAUUGUCUCAAACGAUAAAAUCAGAGUUGCCAAUGCUGGUGACUCCCGGUCUGUUUUGGUGAAAAAGCAAGAAUCAGCGCUGCUGGUGGUUUCGUCGACUUUGGCCGUGAAUCUGGGAACUGCCCAGUCCUUCUCAGGCCGUCGUAGAAUUUGUCCGACGUGGAAAUCGCCGCGAAACAAGCACUCCAUCAGAUUUGCGAAAACCCUCAUGGAUAACUGUCUGGCUUCCAACAGCGAAACUGGUGGCGUUGGCUGCGAUAAUAUGACCAUGAUCAUCGUCGGUCUUCUCAAUGGUAAAACCAAGGAAGAGUGGUACAAUACCAUUGCCGAACGUGUUGCAAAGGGUGAUGGUCCCUGCGCGCCCCCGGAAUAUGCUCAGCUCCGUGGGCCAGGCGUCCGGAACCAGUUCGAUGAGAACCCCAAUGAAUAUGAUCCAGCUCUCAACAGCCGAGCGGGCACUGGUCGUACGGGCCGAAUUAUCCUGCUUGGUGACGGCACUGAGCUUCUCACCGACAUGGGAGACGAAGACGAGAUGUUCGAAAACGGGGACACUGAUUCCGACGAAGAACCACAUACCGCAACCACCAAUUCCGUUGAAGACCCCUCUAGAAACGAACGCGAAGGCACUCCCGGACCUCAGAACCAUGUGGCCCAGACCAAUGGUGCCAACGAGGGAUCGAAGACUGCAGAAGUGACUCUUCCAUCCGCCACCCGGGCUGAGCCGCCAGCCAAUGCUACAGCCAGUCAAUCUUCUUCCAGUUAA